This is a messenger RNA of Corythoichthys intestinalis (scribbled pipefish), 1950 nucleotides long. RefSeq names its product piggyBac transposable element-derived protein 4-like. The transcript has 2 exons. Bases 60 to 935 code for a protein of 291 amino acids. The record is from RefSeq and is a predicted model, not a curated record. Lineage: Eukaryota; Metazoa; Chordata; Actinopteri; Syngnathiformes; Syngnathidae.
GCGUGUUGAGCAUUUACCACACAGCUCUGGUUGACUACAGUCACUACACCUCGAAAACAAUGCAGCGACGAUUUACGGCAGACGAAGCGAGAAAAAUUAUAAUGGAGCAGGGAGAGGAUGCUUUUUCUACUCCAUCCGAAAACACCACCGAUGACAGUGAUUCGGAUUUUUUCCCCGAGCUUGGAUCUAACGAGUCGGAUCAUUCGGAGAGCGAAAGCCCGGAGGGCGAGCACGACGACGACGAAAGCGACGAGGAGGAGGGCGAGCGCAAACAACCGGAGGAGGUAGCUGCGAACCCCUGGAUGUCAAAGAACGGGAAAAUCAGGUGGUCAGCUUCAAAUGAUGUCGCCACACACUACAUUCCCCCGGCCAUUCCAUUGCCAGGCCCGACAUCGUACGCCACAGCCAGGAUCCAGAGCCCCGAGUCGGCCUUCGACCUGUUUUUCACAGAGGACAUAAUCCGCCCAAUUGUGGACAUGACAAACCUGCAAGGCUACCGGACGGUAGCUGGUUGGGUGGCGCUGAACGCCCAGGAGAUCCGGGCAUAUUUAGGCCUUCUGAUUCUCGCUGGGGUGUACAAAUCUCGGCACGAGAAUACUAGAAGCCUGUGGGACAAAAAAACUGGGCGCGCUUUUUUCGGGCAGGCAAUGGGGCAUACGCGGUUCAUCAAAGUCAACAGGCUUUUACGGUUCGACGACAAACUACGGAGGCCCCAGCGUCAUCAUGCAACAAAGAUGUCGCCCAUCAUCGAUAUUUGGACGAUGUGGAAGAGCCUCCUGCCCCGCAUGUAUAGUCUCGGCAGGGAGGUGUGCGUCGAUGAGCAGUUGAUUUCGUUUAGGGGACGCUGCUCCUUCCGGCAGUAUAUGCCAUCAAAGCCGGGAAAAUAUGGAUUAAAAAUAUGGGCAUUGUGCGAUGUCGAAACGGCAUAUGCCUAGAAACUUGAGGUCUACACGGGUAAGCCACCUGGUGGACCGCGUGAGAAGAACCUGGCCAUGCAAGUUGUCUUACGCUUGUGUGAUGAUCUUGAGGGUCACACCCUAACGACGGACAAUUUUUUCACCUCGUUCCCCCUGGCGGAUGAACUAAAAAAAAAAUAUAUAUCCUUGGUUGGAACACUGAGAAAAAAUAAGGCUGAACUCCCACUACAGCUCCUCAGCCACACUGGCAGAGCACCACUUUCCAGCAUUUUUGCGUUCACUGCAGACAAGUGUUUGGUGUCUUACUGCCCCAAAAAAGGCAAGAGCGUUCUCGUGCUCAGCACCAAGCACAGGGAGCCUCAAGUUCAGCACUGCAAGAAGCAAAAGCCUGAAAUGAUACUGGCUUACAACCGGUGCAAAGGUACUGUAGACCGCCUGGACCAGGCCUGCAGCACCUACUCUGUCCGCCGGCGGGCACAGAGAUGGCCAAUGUGUCUCUUCUAUCACAUGAUUGACAUUUCAUGCUACAACGCAUUCGUCCUGUACACCAAGAUAAACCCGGACUGGAAUGCCAACAAGCGCUACAAGAGGAGACUUUUCCUCGAGGAGCUUGGCAUGGCACUAAUUCAGCCGGAAAUGGUGCGCCGAUCGCCAAUACCGGACCGACAGGUAGCCUUUCCCUUUUAGGCGCCAGAGGCGGAACCUGGACCUUCUCCCAAAAGGAAACAGUGCGGACUUUGUCAAAGCCCACUGCGGGCAUCCAACGUUUGCACAAAAUGUGGCAUACCCGUGUGCAAAAAGCACAUGAAUCCAGUUUGCAAGAAGUGUUAAAAAAAAAAAAAAAAAAGUUGUUUGUUCAUGUUCAUGUUUGUUCACCAUUAGUUUAUUGUUCAUGUUCAUGUUUGUUCACCAUUAGUUUAUUGUUCAUGUUCAUGUUUGUUCACCGUUAGUUCAUUGUUCAUGUUCAUGUUUGUUCACCAUUAGCUUAUUGUUCAUGUUCACGUUCAUGUUGUUCAUUGUUGGCUGUUUAUAA